Messenger RNA from Chlamydomonas reinhardtii, 1820 nucleotides. RefSeq lists its product as uncharacterized. The record is from RefSeq and is a predicted model, not a curated record. The transcript is spliced from 9 exons. Bases 251 to 1582 code for a protein of 443 amino acids. NCBI's taxonomy places the organism in Eukaryota, Viridiplantae, Chlorophyta, Chlorophyceae, Chlamydomonadales, Chlamydomonadaceae.
GCCGAUGCCGACCCCGACGUACCUUUGCUUAUUACUCAGUAGUAAAGCAUUUAAUCAAAUGUACGAAUGCUGGACUGCCUCGAUAAGAAUGUUGAUGUUCGUGUUGCUGCUCCUCGCCCCUCCUGCCUGGGCCAUAGAGAGCUACCUUGAGAACUAUGGAAACUGCAAACCACUCCCAAAUGAGCUGGCCUGGAUUAAGCCGUCUAAAUUUAUUCUAGGAAAAGGAAUUCUUCAUUUCGGUGACAUUGCGAUGAUGGAACCGGUCGCAAGAAAGCUUAAAAAUGACCAGUGCAUAACUGCGCUGGUGUUCGGGAACAGCGUAAGCUGUGGAGCUACGGUGGGACGAGACCAAGCUUGGCCGCAUCGGCUGUUCGAGGCGCUCAACCGCGUCUUCCCCUGCCGUCUCAACCAGACACACCGUGGAUACCACAAUCUUACGGUGUAUUGUGAGGGUGGGAGAACAAGUGCUUUCUUCAAAGAGUGGCUGCCUGCUGAGUUGUGGGCUUUUAACCAGACAGACCUGUUUUUCGUGGACACGGAUGUCACAGACGGAGCGCUGACGCUCAGCCAGCAGAGAGACGGCUACCACGGCAGCAUCCAGGACCAAAUCCAGUCCGCGGCCGACACCCUCAGCGCUUUGCUGCUUACAAAGCGCCCCUACGACGCACGGCAAUGGAACGGCAAGGCCCUCAUUUGGCUUGCAAGCUCGUCAAUGGGCCUGGUGGGCUAUGACUCGAUCAUCAAUCCGUGGGAUGGGAACAUUACACAGGACCGUUGGAUGGACUGCGUCCCCUGGUACCAACCCAUCAUGCAACACCAUGGCGUGCCGCUGCUGUCGACCAUUGACGCGCUGGGCCCCUUCCGCAGCAACGCCAGCAAGGCUUGGUUCCAUUGGAACUUCCUGCGCGACCAUUGGGACCACCCGGACGUUCCUGGACACGAGUUCAUGACAGAGCUGAUCAUGCACUACAUUAAGACGGUGGUGGCAAGCGUGGACAUGCUGCUGCCCUGGGAGACUGUCCGCGAGCCGUACGAGGUGCGCUCUCCCAUCAAGGCGGAGUACAGCAAUGUGCGCAUGUUCGUGGACGCCAACCCCUUCUUCAUACUGCUUCACCGGCUAGGUGGACAGUACGACAACCCCGGCUUCUUUGAGCACAUGCUGGGUGGCAAGAAGUGCGACGACUGGGCAAUCGGCGAGGCCAAGCCAGGGUUCAUCAGCACCAAGAUCAACGCCACAUGCGGUUGGGUGGUGAAUGCGACGGAGGUCCAGGAGCACGUCAAGUACGGACGGCUGCACAUUAUGGUGAUGAAGUCGUACGAGCAUAUGGGCGUCAUGGGCGUGGAGGUGCGGGCGGUGGGGCAGCCCACGUGCACCAGCGCAACUCUUCCCAUGGAGCCGCGGCUGUUGAACUCGACCAGUGUGGACCUGCUCUGGACCAGUCACUCAUCUAUGGGGCGCACACACCACCUCAACAUUGGGACCGCAUUUCCUCAGGGAGCGUGCCUCUUAAUCAAUGUCACGGUGAUGCCAACUAGCAGGGCAGAAAACAAGGUCAAGCUGCUAGGAUUCACAGUAUUCUGAGUGAUAGAACGGUUGAGUGCGCGAAAGAGAGAUGGGCUGUGCGUGAUCUACUGGCGGGUGGGUACGCUGCCUGUACUGCAUGUAUCCGGAUUGGUUUGACCAAUUAAGGGGAUCGGUAAGCCCAGCUAAGCCAGAUUCUUUCAUGAGGCGGAGUGAGUAGUGGCAGGAUGUCAGCGAUCGGUCGUGUACGGCCGGAAUUUACGCGUGAUGGCAGACGUUCUUGUAACGAGUGGCAGUG